AUGACUUCUUAAUGGACGGUAAUAGAAUGAAGCAGAUGCUCUGGGUACCGGACCGGUGUGACGCUGCCAGCUGCUGCGGUUUACCCCGCCGUGGUGCCAGAAGUGCUCGCUGAGAUAAUAAAUUGUGAUACGAUGGUUCCAUUCAGGCCUCGGCUGUCGCUCCUCGACAAAGCUGGGAGUUUGAUAAGUGGAUGGUAUUGGCUUAACAUCGACACGGCGCUGUAAUUGAAUGGAUCUUCUGUGCAUUACGCCGUGACAGAUUUGUACUUGUGCUUCCUGCUUGCUGGGUAUCGAUCGCCCUGGAGUGUGCUCACAGUGUGGGUGUGUGCAUUAUGAGCGAGGAUUCACCAGCUGGAGCUCAACGGCGCCACAGCUGCAGAAGCUCCGGUCAGUUUACACUGUUGGACCGGUCACCACACAGGUAAUCCUCAGCGCAAAGGAGCUAAUCUUCUGCUUGUGCUGCCUUUGAACCCAUCUUUUUUUGAUUAAUAUCUAGUAGGUGACUGGGAUUCUCACACUUCUUCCACUGUCUUGAGUUUAUGGUUGUGAGUAUUUCAGUGGACGUGUCUUACGUGGGUUUCUCUUUUCUCCACUACUCGCAGGAUGAACACUUCACAGCCUCCUGCACAUCAGCAGUGUUGUCCUGAGCCCGAGAAGCUUCAGGACCGCGUGUGUGACGGGGGCGCCCCAAAAACGGGGACUAGAAAGAUGACGGAGCGGUUCGUGGGCGCGGGACGCAGACUCAGCACCAUCUCGGAGCGAGAGCCGGACAGGACGGACGCCGAUCCUGGCUCCCGGGACCCCCUGGGGGGCUCCAGCGCCUCCAUCUGCUCCAGCAAGCUGAACGACAGCAGCAGCUGUUUGUCCUCUGAUGAGUCGUACCAGCCAGACGGUGGAGAUGACUGUGCGACGCUUCUGCUCGCCUGCCUGCAUUGCCGCUUCCACGAGUUGAUGGACCUGCUGCCGGUAACGUGCGAACGGGCCGUGCAGCGCUGCUUCCCGUCCUACAAGUACAUCAUGGAGUCGGGGGACGUGCGGGAGCAGCAGGGACGCGACUGGUGCAGCUACAAGCUGGAGCUGGACUGCAACUGCUGCGGGUCCUGCCAGGAUGCGGGGGAGCUCAUAGAGCUGGCCAUGGAGAUCUCUGAGGUCUGCUACCGCUGAGAAAGGCCCUGUCUCCAGACAAAGCCUAAACUCUCUGCUUGUCCUCCAUGCAUCACUGUGAUUUUAUUUUAAACUCUGACUAAAGGUGUUAAAGGGACGACCAUGUACGAGGGGCAGCGGCCAUGUUGCCCCCUCACUGAUGUCCUACUGUUACACUGUAUCCGGUGUCUCACUCAGACCCGACACAGUGGGCGCCGGGCAUUCGGCUGCUCGGCAUUCUGGGAGCAUGCUGUCCAAUAAGUGCGGGUUUAAUUUGGUGCAAGUCGGAGGAACGUGGGUCCGACAAGCUGAGGAGAAGCAGCAGGUAGAGGGAAGGUUGUCAGAGGCUAAGAUCUUUGAGAACAAAUGCGACCAUGGAGUUUCCUGGACGGUGGUCAGUCCCAUCGUGUUCACCUACCGAGUCACUCAGUGCAAAAACCUCCUGGACCCCAGUAAUGGCACGCUGCUGUGGGGCCAUUUAGAAGACGAGGCGCUUGAAAGCACCAUUAGGAGCGUCAGACCCGUGAAGCGCUUCGUCGUCAUCGAUCAGACCGUCAAUCGGCUGUACGGAGCCCGCGUGGCUAAAUACUUCCAGGACAGAGGGGUCGUUUGCAAGAUCCUUCCUCUUCCCACCACAGAGGAGAACAAGAGCCUGGAGUUAGUGACCAAGAUCCUGGAGGAGGUCCAUGCGUUUGACCUCGACCGGCGCUCGGAGCCCAUCAUCGCCGUGGGCGGAGGGGUCUGUCUGGAUGUGGUGGGCUUGGCGGCCUCUCUCUACCGCCGCAGGACUCCCUACAUCCGGGUUCCCACCACUGUGCUCGCCUACGUGGACGCCAGCGUGGGGGCGAAGACGGGGGUCAACUUCGCCGGUGGGAAAAACAAGCUGGGAAGCUACGUCCCGCCGGUGGCGACGUUCCUGGACCGCGCCUUCUUCCAAACCCUGCCGCCGCGACAGGUCUCCAACGGCAUGGCAGAGAUGCUGAAGAUGGCUCUGAUGAAGCACCGCGGCCUCUUCGAGCUGCUGGAGGCGGACGGCAGCGAGCUGCUGCGCUCCAAGAUGCAGUCGCCCGGCGGCGGCGGCGGCGCCGAGCGGGAGGACGGCGCCGCCGCCUCGACCCGCAUCGCCAUAGAAACCAUGCUGGAGGAACUGGCUCCCAACCUGUGGGAGGACGACCUGGACCGGCUGGUGGAUUUCGGCCACCUGAUCAGCCCCAAGUUGGAAAUGGCCGUGUUGCCGGCGCUGCUGCACGGCGAGGCCGUCAACGUGGACAUGUCCUUCAUGGUGUACGUGGCCCACCAGAGGGGGCUGCUGACGGCGCAGGAGAAGCAGCGCGUGGUCCGGUGCAUGCUGGGCCUGGCUCUGCCCGUGUGGCACCCCGGCUGCACGCUGGACCUGGUGCGCGCUGCCCUGGAGGAGCGCCGGAGCCACUCCGCCGGCUCGCUGAGGAUGCCUCUGCCCACAGGACUGGGAUGCGCAGAAAUUUUCCAUGACGCACUCGAGGACAACGUUCUUUGUCAAGUUCACCAGAACUGGACUGAUGAGCUCAAUCAGCUGGGAACAAAUCAACGUGUGUAAUUUAUUUAAGUGAUAUAUAAAUAUUUGAUAAAUGGUGCAUGAGGCCCAUAAUGUAGUUAUGCAGACCUUAAUGGCUGCACAGACACUAAAGUGCUACUACAACUGC
Molecule: messenger RNA, 2825 nt
Organism: Betta splendens (Siamese fighting fish)
Lineage: Eukaryota; Metazoa; Chordata; Actinopteri; Anabantiformes; Osphronemidae
Product: 2-epi-5-epi-valiolone synthase-like
Exons: 7
Coding region: 1304-2719 (471 amino acids)
Biological process (GO): antibiotic biosynthetic process
Molecular function (GO): 3-dehydroquinate synthase activity
Source: RefSeq, a predicted model, not a curated record